AUGGAAAAACGUCGCGUCGCUAUUAUUGGAGCCGGCCCUUCUGGUCUCACGAGUAUCAAACAAUGUCUUGAUGAUAAUCUCGAACCUGUUUGCUUUGAAGCAUCUGAUCACACUGGUGGUCUUUGGCGUUAUAUGGAAGUGAAUGAGAAAAAUAAGGAUCCACAUUCUUCUAUUUACCAGAGCGUUGUCAUUAAUACUAGUAAAGAAGUGAUGGCUUUCACUGAUUUUCCUGUUCCUUAUGAGUGGCCAUCGUUUUUGCAUAACAAAUUCGUUGUUAAAUACUUUGAUAUGUAUGCGGAAAAAUUUAAACUUUUACCAUAUAUCAAAUUUAAUUCUCCAAUUCAACGCUUGUCAAUUCGUCCCGAUGAUCGAUGGAAUGUCCGUUAUUUAAAUAAAGAUAAUAAUGAAGAACAUGAAGAAAUAUUUGAUUAUGUAAUGGUUUGUAUUGGACAUCAUCGUUAUCCAAGAACUCCUAAAUACAUUGGAAUGGAUAAGUUCACCAAUAAACAAAUACAUUCUCAUUUAUAUCGUCGUGCUAGCGAUUAUGAAAAUAAACGUGUUCUUGUUGUAGGAUGUGGAAAUAGUGGGAUGGACAUUUCAGUUGAAUUAUCCAGUGUCGCAUCUCAAGUAUUUUUGUGUGCGAGAAGAGGUUAUCUUCCAUGGAUCCUUCCUCGGCGUCUAUUUGGUCAUUUAUCAGCUGAUCAAUUAGCGACGCGUUUUUUCCAUUACUUGCCAGUAUUUCUAAAAAAUUGGUUAAUCGAAUUUAUUGCAAAUUAUACAGUUGGUCCACAUCCUCAAGAAUUUAAACCAAAGACUCCACCAAGCGCGAAUCAUCCAACUGUUAAAUCGGAUUUUCUUGAACGUGUUGCGAUUGGUACAAUUAUACUUAAGCCUAAUAUUACUGAAUUAAAGGCUGAUAAUUCAAUCGAAUUUGUUGAUGGAAGUGUAAUUGAAAAUAUUGAUGUAAUAAUUUAUGCAACUGGAUAUGAUUUCGUUAAUUUUUCAUUUUUGGAUAAAGAAAUUGUUUCCGGUGGUAAAGAAGUUGAAAAUCAAUUUGGAAAUGAAGAAUAUAAGGAAAAUUUAGUUUGGUUAUAUAAAUUUAUUUUUCCACCAAGGAUUACUAGUAUCGCUUUUAUCGGAUUGGUUCAAGCAAUUGGUGCUAUAAUGCCAGUUAGUGAUUUACAAGCACAAUAUGCAACAAGUUUCUGGACUGGUAACUUAUCUAAGACACCAACGCCUAUAGAAAUGGAGAAAGAUAUAAAGAAAACCCAAGAUAUUAUACGAAAACGUUAUUAUCAUUCAGCGAGACAUACUAUUCAGGCUGAUAUGAUUCCUUACAUGGAUGAAUUAGCAAAAGAUAUGGGUUGUUUACCUUAUCCAUCGAAAGUAUUAUUCAAAUUUGGUCCAAAAUUGUGGAAAUUAGUCCUAUUUGGCGUACCAACUCCUAUUCAUUAUCGAUUACUUGGAAGACAAUCUUGGGAUGUUUUAGAAAGUCCGUGGUCUUAUUCCGUGGAUAUUUAA
Funneliformis geosporum is the source of this 1521-nucleotide messenger RNA. NCBI's taxonomy places the organism in Eukaryota, Fungi, Glomeromycota, Glomeromycetes, Glomerales, Glomeraceae. The record is from the annotation of a GenBank genome assembly.